GCCCCACCCCCCCAGUACUAAUCCCGCUCCUAGUCUCAGUUUGGGAAGUCUGUGUAGGAGCUUGAUUCCUUCAAGUUUGGGCCCUCCUUCGGUCUGGCUUCCCCGGUCCCCUUUGCUGCUUGCCCUCAGCCCCUUCCAGCCAGGGCCGGCCUCGAUCCUGCCCCAUCCCCAUCAAAACAGGGCCGGCCUCACGUCCCGCCCCCAUGCAGAGCUAGCCCUCCCCCCAGGAUAGACGGCGGACCCUUCCCCCUUCCCCUAUCCCCACCUCUAUCCCACGUCUCCGCUUGGCAAGCUGCAGUCAGUUUUCGGAGUUUGUUGAGGCCGUGUUGGGUGUGACCGGACGGGAUGAUCCUUGCGUUUCGGUGGCUGGUUGUCCCCGCUCUGCUGCUGGUUCGGGCGCGGGGGAGCCCACCACCUUCAGUGCCGCUGGAUGAUGUGGCGGUAGAGACCAAGUUCCAACCGAAGGAGUGCGUCCGGGCGGCUGAGCCGGGAGAUUUCGUCCGAUAUCAUUACUUGGGGACUUUUCCCGGGGGAGGCCAGUUCGACUCGAGUUAUGAUCAUGGCUCCACUUACGAUGUGUUUGUGGGUAAAGGACGACUGAUUGCUGGCAUGGAUAAAGCUCUGAUUGGGAUGUGUGUGAAUGAAAGACGCUUCAUAAAAGUGCCACCUCACUUGGCCUAUGGUGAUGAAGGGAUGUCUGAUAAAAUCCCACCUGGUGCCACCUUAUUCUUUGAUGUGUUGAUGCUCGAUAUCUGGAACCCUGAAGAUAAAGUGAAAAUUGAAGUUCACUAUAAACCAGAGAAUUGCAGUCGUAUAGUACAAGUGUCUGAUUUUGUCCGUUAUCAUUAUGAUGGCACUCUUCUGGAUGGUACGCUUUUUGACUCCAGCCACACUCGGCAGCAAACCUAUGACACCUAUGUUGGAAUUGGAUGGUUGAUUCCAGGCCUGGAUGAGGGGCUGCUGGGUAUGUGCAUGGGGGAGAAGAGGACGAUCACUAUUCCACCUUUCCUGGGAUAUGGAAUCAGAGGGGAUGGAAAGGAUAUUCCCUCACAAGCUACCCUAGUCUUUCAGGUGACUUUAGUUGAUUUUCACAACCCUAAAGACAGUGUUGCCAUUGAACAGGAGUUUGUUCCAGAUCCUUGUCUCAGGAAAACAAAAAAAGGAGAUUUUGUGCGGUAUCAUUACAAUGGCACACUUAUGGAUGGCACUUUGUUUGAUUCAAGCUAUUCCCGUAAUCACACUUACAAUACAUACAUAGGGAAGGACUACGUUAUUGCAGGCAUGGAAGAAGGAUUACUGGACGUGUGUGUUGGAGAGAAAAGAGCAAUUAUAAUUCCACCUCACUUGGGAUAUGGUGAAGAAGGAAUAAGUGGAUCUAUCCCUGGCUCUGCUGUUCUCGUUUUUCAUAUCUAUAUGAUUGAUGUCCACAACCCAGCUGAUACAAUUGAGAUCCAGACCUACCACAAACCCAACAACUGCACCGUCCUGAGCAAGAAAGGAGACUACAUCAAAUAUCACUACAAUGCAACACUGAUGGAUGGAACAAAAUUAGAUUCUACACACAACUAUGGAAAAACGUACAAUGUUGUCCUGGGUUCUGGUCAAGUGGUCAUAGGGAUGGACAUGGGCCUAACCAAUAUGUGUGUUGAAGAGAAACGAACUAUCAUUAUCCCACCUCAUCUGGGUUAUGGAGAGAGCGGAAUUGUUGGAGAAGUACCAGGCAGCGCUGUGCUCAUUUUUGACGUUGAGCUGGUAGAACUUGUCACAGGUCUUCCAGAGGGUUAUAUGUUCGUUUGGACUUCAUCAGACCUAUCUCCUGAUCUCUUCCAAGAAAUCGACAAGGACAAAAACAAGGAAAUCAGUCUAGAAGAGUUCUCUGAAUAUAUCCUCCUGCAAGUGGAGAGUGGUAAGGGAAAACUGGCUCCUGGAUUUCCUCCAGACAGAGUCAUAGGGAACAUGUUUAUCAGUCAGGAUCAGAAUGGAGAUGGCAAGAUAAGUGCUGAUGAGUUCAAAUUGAAGGAAGAGGAGGACGCUCAUCAUGACGAACUGUAAGGCCAUGUGUUCACAUCUAUGCUGCUGUUGAGUGGAAGUGUAAAGAGUUGACCUGUGGUUUGUUGGUUGUGAGGUAGGUUUUAUCCAUGAUUCUGUUUAGGUAUAAAACUUAUUGGUGACAUCCUGAUUCGAAAUUGUUUUAUUUUUUGGGAGGGUGGGUCACUUGCUCCUGAGCAUAGUUGGUCCACAAAAGGUGUUUCACUUUUUAACAGUGUUCUUUAAAUUUUAAUCUACAUUAGUAAGGAGAAAAUUCUUUUCCAAUACCCAGCCCCACUCUGUACACUCCAGAUUUGUUUUACCUCAACUGUUUUAUUGUUUCACAUGCAGUUCAAUAACAGUCAACAAUCACAACUCUGUGCCAAAUGAUUUAAAUUUUCCACAAAUAUGUUAAAGCAUAUCAUGCAACUUGUUAUAAUUUUUUUUGUCCAUCAAUUAUGUAUUCAAUGAGAGAGAGUCAGAUAUGUUUUAAUUUAUAUUGUGGGUGACCAGGAAUGGUAUGCAAUGCUACUAUAGAAAACAGAACUUCAGUGCCUUUUGCCGAAAACAUGACUUAAGAUAUAUAAUUUUGCACACACUCUCCAUCCAUAAAAUGAAUAUAGGAAGGAAAGUCAUGGAAACAGUUGCUAUGGGUCUUAAUCUGAAUGAGGCAUUUUCUCGAAGUAGAGUAUGCACUUGUAUUCAUCUUUCUAAACUUGAUAGAUGUGUAAUGGAUGUAGCCUUUAAAUGAUGGUCUGCACCUCCUACACCAAGAGUUCCCAAAACUAGGUCACAACAUGCAAUAAUUACCUCCCUCUCAUUACUACCAGAAACAUGAAAUAGGGAUUCAGAUGAUACAGUCCAUUUGUCAGCGUGAGCCCCAAUUGACAUACAUGUGCAUUAUGUUCUUCUAGCCUUAGUUUAUAGUGUAAUGAACUUGGUUUGAUCACUGUCUCCGGUACGGUCUACAGAACAGUGGGUGAAUUGGUGCCAGUUCUCCAGCUUCCUUCCACCCUGCUCUCAUCUUAAGAUCACAUCAUUUUCAAGUUAAAUAAUUCUGGGAAGGAGUAAUUUAACAGUAAACUCAGUGCCCAUUGUAAUGUGGAAUUGUCACUUCAAGACCCACUAGACCAAUGACCGCAUUGGAGGAGAAUGCUGCUUAGAUUGCAGUCGUGAUGAUAUGUAAUACCCAAGGUCCAAAGGCAUGCAUCAUUUAACAUUUCUUUCCCGUAUGUCCAGGUUUUGGGCUGUGUUCCCAUCCUUUAACCUGACUGCAGUACUCUCACAAAGAUUCAAGAGUAUUUGCUUUAAACAAAACAAACACUAAUCAUUACCCUAAUGUAUAUUUUAUAAGCAGACUUAUGCCAAACAAAAGAUUAUGGGCAACAUGCUGCUAGUAAAACCCGAAAGAACUGCGGAUCCUGUAAAUUAGGAACAAAAACAGAAGUUGCUGGAAAAGCUCAGCAGGUAUGGCAGCAUCUCAUCAGUUCUGAGGAAGGGUCACCGGCCCCGAAACAUAAACUCUAAUUGUUUUCCUUCACUGAUGCUGCCAGACCUGCUGAGCUUCUCCAGCAACUUCUGUUUAUUCUUUUGAGCAUGCUGCUAGUGUUGUGGCUGAUAGAAUGGAACAUAUUUACAAAUUGAAUUUUGUUGCUUCACUGCUACAGUUAAAGAACAAGGGAGUUGGACUAAAGGAAUAGUACUUUCAAUGAGUGAUUUACAGGUGUGAUGGCUGAAUCCACCCCAGUGUUUUAGAUUCCAUUUUUCAUUAAACACUUCCAGUUGUGCACAUUAGUGUUUAUUUUUCUGUUUUUUUGUGACUAGGGUGAAGUAAACUUAAGAGAUGAAAAUAAUACUGAAAUCUAUUCUCAGCUCUUGCUGUAGUGCAGCCACAACAUAUGAGAUCUCUACACAUCUGGUAGUUGCAACUUCCUUUGAGAACUCAAAAGCCGGGUCACAAACCAUGUGUUCUCUCGACUUUCUCCGUGGUUCUCUAGCGGAGUACACAUAGUUCUGUUUAUUUCUCAAUUUUUGUCAAUAAUCUGAUGGCUCCCCUCAAAAGAACUGCUUUUCUUUUACCAUUGAAAGAAUUGGUUAGAUCAUUUGGGGUUUAGAUAGCAUGAACAGUAAAGUUCUGCUUCUUUUGGUGAAGAGGUCUAUUACAGAUUUAAGGUGAAAGAGCUUUCUCAAGCUUUCUCUUGCAAGUUUAGAGGAGACAUGAGGAAAAAUCUUUUUUGCCAGAGGGUGGUGGGUGUGUGAAAUUUAUUGCCCGGUUUGGGGAUAGAGGCAGAAACCCAUACCCAUUUAAAAUCUCUCUCUGCACCUGAAGUGCUGUAACUUGCAAGCCUAUGUGCUAAGUGCUGGUCAGUGGAAUUAGAAUGGCCACAAGUUUAUUUAACUUGCACAGACACAGUGGGCUGAAUUAUAGCACAGAGGUCAUUUUCCUCUAGUUGUAUAGAGCUAUAGUGUGUGUGUUUGUAUAUAUGUAUAGUUCUAGGUGGCUAAUGAAUGGGAAUGAAUCUAAGUGUCGGAGAAAUGUGGCAGUUAUAGCAGCAUCUACAGGUAGAGAAAUAAAGUUAAUGUUUUGAGUCCAAAAUGAUUCUUCAGAACUCUUGGUUCUGAAAAAGUCACAUUUGACUUGAACCAUUUAACUGUUUCUCUCUCCACAGUUGCUGCCAGACCUGAGUUUCUCCACCACUUUAUUAUUUCAGAUCUCCAGCAUCAUCAGAGCUUUGCUUUUAUCUAGUGUAUGGAUUGCCAACAGCUUAAAAACUCCUGUUCUGGCAGUAGUCUGCGGGUCUGCCACCUUGCCCUACCCAUUGGGAAAUGUCACAACAUUUUCCUAUGAUCCAGUGCGUAGUCAUUAAGGAUUUGCCUUUGGCAGUGUAGUCAAAAAUCAACUUGCUAAUUAUACCCAAUCAAAAGCUGAACAUCACUUCCCAGUUGGAAGCUAAGAGUUUGAAGGAGCAUGUAAAGAUGGAGUUUUCUUGAGAAAGCUCUUUCUCUCUUUUUGUAACAGCUUCUGUUAUACAAGUUGUAUCUAUUCUGUAGCGUUUACCAGACUGCAGGGAAAAUAAAUUUGUAGCUUUUUGAUUCCAUGUAGUCCGAGCCAAUAAGAUGUCAUUUUUGUCCCAGAGGCUGCCCUUUCUAAUAUCAAAAGUGUGGCCAUUUGCCAGUCCAGCAAUAUUGGGAUGGCCCUAAACUUUGUGUUAGCAGGACUGCAUGUGAAUAUUCAGCAUCGACCUGAGAUAUUCAGAGUAUUUGGCAACAUCAAUGUACUUUACGGUCUGUGGUGCAUCCUGUACAGUUGUCUACAACAGAUGUCUUCUGCACGAUGUCAUUUGAAUAUUCUUAAUCACCACUUACUGGAUGAGGAGUGUUUGAACACCGAUCUGUUGCAACUAGAGUCCUGUUUUUCUAGGACUGCACACUGCAGCUCCAUUGUAGAUUCUGAGAGCCCCAUUCAAAGCUCCAUAGCACUGUCAUCCUAUAAAUCAAGAUUUCGGGCUGAUGUGCAAACAGGAAGUGACCGUCAUUCUCUUGAACCACCUCCAUUGUACAGUUAGAUUAUGGUUGAUCUGCAUUUCAGAUCUAUUUUGUUUCAUGAUAUUUGAGAUCAUUGUCUAACAAAAAUUAAUCUUAGUUUUUGCCAUUUUACCCGUUAUCUUGCUCUACUUUUAAAAUCACAUUCUGUUGUUUCAUAUUCCUCUAUGAGAAGAAAUAGCAUACGUUGAGAAACUAUCACAUUCCUGUCAUUUUAGUAUCAGUCAUCAGGAUCCAAGAUUAUGCAUUGUCAUUGUACUGGGAUCCUGCAAGAUUUGGUACUGUUGUGGUGAAUUUGCACUCUUUCGUCUCCAAAGUCAUUGUGCUCUUCCCAAAAUUGAACAGAAUUACUCCAAAUGAGGUCUCCCUGAGGCUCUGUACGGCUGAAGUAUCACUCCUCUCUUUUGAAUUCAGAGUUUCCUUUGAAACUUGGUAGCAUUUCAAAAGCUUUAAUUUCUCCCUGACUUCAGAGCAAUCCAAAGAUAACUCUUGAGGGUAAACAAACUUAAUUUUCAGCCUUCAGUGAAAGGAAUUGCUGCUUCUUGUGUUUUGAAGUAGCAAUUUCUAUAGCAUUGAAUGCUUUAGCUGAGAAAGUUUUUAAUGCAAUUUAUGAUUGAGCUGAAGCAUUUGUCAACACUUUUCUGGAGUCUAAAAUUAUGCAGUUUGUGAUAAAUAUUUAACUAUUUGCCUUUGAUAAACUCUAUGAUCAGCCCAAUUCUUUGUUGGUUGGUCAAAUUCAGACAAAUGUUACCAACAAAUGGUGGCAUGUUGUAGUGAAUAAAUGGAAGCAGUGCAGAUGUA
This is a messenger RNA of Stegostoma tigrinum, 6372 nucleotides long. RefSeq names its product FKBP prolyl isomerase 9 (gene fkbp9). Gene Ontology annotation, molecular function: calcium ion binding; peptidyl-prolyl cis-trans isomerase activity. Lineage: Eukaryota; Metazoa; Chordata; Chondrichthyes; Orectolobiformes; Stegostomatidae. The transcript is spliced from 10 exons. The coding region runs from base 346 to 2052 and encodes 568 amino acids. The record is from RefSeq and is a predicted model, not a curated record.